AAUGCUCUCUGAAUCUGAGUGCAUGUGCCCAGUAUGCAUUAGCUUACUCAUCCAGCCUGUAACAUUUCCCUGCAAUCACUCACUGUGUUUAAAAUGUUACAAGGAAACAGUGGAAAAAGCCAACCUCUCAUGUCCAGUCUGCAGGAAGCGCAUUUCAGUUUGGGCCAGAAAAGCUGCCAAGGAAAAUAAAUUGAUAAACGUGGAAAAGUGGACAGACAUCCUAGAGGCCUUCCCUGAAAAAGUAAGGCGCAGGCUGGAAGCCAGUGAAGAAAGCGACAGUGAAGAUGAUGAAGAUGAUUUUGAAGCCAAGGAAAAACGACAAAUUUCCUGUCCUGGAGAAAUCAGACAAGAAUAUGAAGCUGCUAUCCAGCAGAUUCAGCAAAAAAAGGACGAACAGGCAAAGAAAGAGGAGGAGGCCAGUAAAGUAAAUUUUGAAGCUCUGCAACAGGAAGAAUUUUUGUCAGAGAAAGUGGAAAUAGAAGAGAAAGCACUGAUGCUUGAAAAGAAAAAGUCUAAAAAAAAUAGCCUCUUUCUGAAUCCAGUUGUCAGAUUAAAGAAGUGUUUAAAAGAAGAGGAUAUAAUGUUGAGUUGGAGAGCUAACAACUGUCUCCCUAACACUGAAACUUUCCAUGACACUUCACAACUCACAGAAAACAGAUCAGCUAUACCUGCUGGCAAUAGUUCAGUAAAGAAUGAUGACCUUAAGUUUGCAACUAAAUUGCAAGAAUUUUUUGACUUAAUGGAUAAAAAAAGAAUUGUGGUUGAUAGGUCAAAAGGAUCUAGCAAUGAAUAUACUUUGCAAAGAAAGCAUAAAUGUGAUGAGUGACUGUUACAUUGUGUUGUUGAUUGUUAUAUGUUGGGUUGAGUUUUUUUUUAUGUUUUAGUAAUGUUUUUGUUGUUGGCUACUUUCUUUUUGAUACUGUCACAUGACCCAUAACAGUCUGUGUAAACAUAUGAUGUUAUUCUAAACACUGACUUAUUUGAGUUGUUGAUUCCAAGUGCUUCCUAUUCUAUCUAGAUCACAUGUUUUUGAAUUAUAUUGGUCUAUAUAUAUAUAAAUAUACAUUACAAUUUAUUGAUGAUUCUAUUUAUCCAUCAUUUGAAACCUUUCAUUUACUUUUUUUAGUGCUAAUUAUCAAACAAAAUUUCUAUAUUACAUGUAUGAUCUAUGCCAAACAUUUACCCUGGAUUGUCAUGUUAUAUUUGAUAUUUUCAUGUAUUAACUUACUGCCAAAGCCUUAAAGAGAAAUACAUUCAUUAAUCCAAACUUUGCACAAAAAAACACUAUUUGAAAAUGUCUAUUUUUUUUUUUAACUUUUAGCAAGCAUUGUUUAUUAGAAUACUAUCAGACUUAAUCAAAAUACAUUUUCUUAAACUAAAUUGAACUAAAACUUUGACAGCACAUUGAUUAAAAUGUAACAGACUUUGUUUUUGUCAUGCCUUUUAAUAAAAGCCUUAAUGACAAAUGC
Molecule: messenger RNA, 1469 nt
Organism: Biomphalaria glabrata
Lineage: Eukaryota; Metazoa; Mollusca; Gastropoda; Planorbidae
Product: E3 ubiquitin-protein ligase rnf168-like
Exons: 4
Coding region: 2-826 (274 amino acids)
Biological process (GO): double-strand break repair
Cellular component (GO): nucleus; site of double-strand break
Molecular function (GO): nucleosome binding; ubiquitin-protein transferase activity; metal ion binding
Source: RefSeq, a predicted model, not a curated record